GAUUCCUGGUACGCUAGUCUAUACGAAAAGUUCCGUAAUGAGAGAAAGUCUAUUAAAGAUGACCCGGAAGUAAUCCUCAGGAAAAGAAAGCCCAAAGAGAGUUCCAAAGAGUGUGUGAAAGCUAAGCUUCGCAGAGGAGCCAUAAACUGGGAGCCACCCUUUCCAGAGGGUGAGGAUGAGGUGUCUCUACAACGACAUAAAGAUUUUAUGAAGAGUGAAUUUGAAAAAAGGUCUCCAGAUUGGGCAAAGAUAAGCAAACGAAUGGCACUGACUUUCCCCAGCAGACGGAGACUAAUGAAUGACAAUAUGAGCAUCAAGGAAAUAAAAGAACACUACCCUACUCUAUUUAAGUUUGAACAGAUACUGGCUGAAUUUGAAAGAAUUUUGGGUCUAAAUUCAAGUGUGGUGGAUUCAUUCAGGUCUAAUUUUCAGCAAGUCACUGACCCGAUUGUAAAACUAGGAAAGACAAAAAAUAAGAGUAAAUCAAAAGAAGAAAUCCAAACGUUCCUGCACCUCCUGGAGGAUGAUGAUAAUGACAUGAACGAAGAUGAAUCAGAACCAACAAUUGAGGAACAAGCUGAAGUGGCCAUGGCAGUACUGCCAUACCUUCUUCUGCCAAAGUCUGGCCUUAUUUCAACAGAUGACUUUGUCCAUUUCGUAUUUGAAGAUGAAGAUAUUGAUGAGAUCGUGAAGAUUUCCAACAAGCCUUUUCCAAGAAUUGUAUUUAAAGGGCAGCUAAGUUCCCCCGACGCUAUCUAUAUAAUAGCAGAUCAGCAAGUGCUAUGCAGCUCAACAAACACCACUCUGUUGGAGGCCACAGUCUGUUUGAUGGCAUGUUACUAUGUGUUCCUUUAUGACUAUCCAAGUGGCCUCAAUAACUUCUAUUUGUACUUGCAAAAGUGCAUAUUGCAACUUCAGGAUGGGAAGAAGCUACCAUCCACAGUAAUUAAUUUUGUAAAUGACAUUGAUGCUAUGUCAAAGAUCUGAAAAUGUGAUUUUAUAAUUACUUCAAUUGAAUGAUAACUUAAUUAUACUUCAUGUGUGGUUGAUAUUCAACCAAUUGCAUAUACCUGUACACAAUAUAUUGAUUUAUUUCGUAAAUUAUUGGGCAAAUGAAAUCUAGGGAGUGAAUUACAAUAAAUGGUCCAAAGCUAUUUGAAAAAGUACUGUUCCCUUGUAGGGCAUAUUGUUCAGAUGGAUUAGGGGUAUUAAUGAAAUGGUAUACCUGCAUCAAAGGAAUUGCACUUAUUUAAAGAUGGCUCUAGACUAUGUAUGGUAAUUUACUCUGUAGAUUUCAAUUGCUUGAUAGUGAUUUGUAAAAUAUAUUAAAAUAUUGCUUACAGUGUAUUUUGCCCUUGUUUGAAUGCCUGCAUCAUGUGAUCAAUGUUUAGAUUAUCAUUCAAUCUUUUUUUUCAAAACCUAUUACAGCUUAUCCAAAAUUAAAGAUUAUUUAUGAUUAU
This is a messenger RNA of Pocillopora verrucosa, 1460 nucleotides long. The record is from RefSeq and is a predicted model, not a curated record. Lineage: Eukaryota; Metazoa; Cnidaria; Anthozoa; Scleractinia; Pocilloporidae.